GAAGAUGGUUAAAAGGCACUGUAAAAUGUGGAGUCAUUUGAAAUAUCAGGCCCAAUUCACAAUGUGUAAAAUCACAGUGACAAUACCUUCAGUUCCCCUAUGUUAGUCUUUGUGGGAAAAUUACAAAAUCAAUCAAUGCAAAAUGUGAUGCAUUACAUCAUUAACAUGGUAUAUCAUCUAUAGGCCCAGACAGGUGCCUGUAAACCAAAACAAAAAGCAAAAGUGCAGCUAAGUGAACUAUGUACGUGUUUUUUGAAGUGUGACUAUUCCUGUCUGUCCUUCAUUUUGUUUUGUGUAAAUAUACUCUUCUGACUUUGCUAGAAGUCCUCUGACUCCCGUAUUUAUUUGAACAUUCUACAAUCAUAGACGUGUUCACACUUCAGUGCCGGUGUUGACAACCUGUGACCUGACAGUUAUUUAUGCAAUACAAUAAAUCCAUAUAAAAAGUACAUUGGGAAUUAUGAUUACUUACUGUAUUGCUAAUAAACUGUACAGCUAUGAUGGGGAAAACAUUUUUUCAUGUUUGGCUAAAAAGAUAUGAUUUGUGUGUUCGUAUGUGUGUAUGUUCCUGCAUUGUGCAUUUGUGUUUUCUGCUGUAAGUGGUGGGUGGCACCACAACAGUUCACUAGAUUUUGUGCGACACUUGCGUUCAUAGUUACCACGAUAAGGACAUGGAAGAGUAGAAGGACUGCAAUGCCAUGCAAGGAAACUUAAGUUUAAAAGCUUGGGCAUCAACUCCACCAUAUACACAUCUAAGAAGACCACAGUGCAGACGGAGGAAACAGAUGGCUCCACAGAGUCCACAGGGGCUAAAAACCCUAGGUAUUCAAAGAACUAUGGCAACUUAAUGGUUAGCUUCUGCUAAAACUAGACCCACACAAAUGUGCAAUAUGGAAAUAAUAACCAUCACUGAGUAUAACUUCACUUUUCGGGUAAAUGACACACAAAGGGCAGUCAUCUCUGAUUUUCAGCGGGUGGCUUCAGAGAGCCAUCAGCCUUACAUUAUUAGCCUCAUCCUCUCCAUCCUCUACACUAUAUUCCUGUUCCCCAUCGGUUUUAUUGGGAACAUCCUCAUCUUAGUAGUCAACCUGCACAAUAGGGGCCGUUUGACAGCCCCGGACCUCUACUUUGUGAACCUGGCCGUGGCCGACCUCACCCUGGUGGCCGACUCUCUGGUCGAGGUGUUCAACCUGAAGCAGGGCUACUACGACAUGGCCGUCCUCUGCACCUUCAUGAACCUUUUCCAGCAGAUCAACAUGUACAGCAGCAUCUUCUUCUUAACCUGGAUGAGCUUCGACAGGUAUGUCGCCCUGACCGGCUUCAUGGGUCGCAGCAUGCCGCGCGCACGCCUCAGCUGCUGCCUUGUCUGGGUGUCCGCAUCUUUGUUUACCAUGCUUCCUUUUGCUAUCGCCCAAUGGCAGCACGCUGGAGAACUCUACUUCUGCUUUGCCAACGUGACCCAGAUUCAGUGGCUGGAGGUGAUGCUGGGUUUCUUGCUGCCUCUCUGCAUCUUGGGUCUUUGCUACUGGAGAAUAGCACAGGUGCUCCAGAGGUGUGAGAGGGAGCAGGACGGCCCACUGCAGAGGCCUCGAAGGCAGAAAGCCCUGCGGAUGAUGUCAGCAGCUGUGUUUGUGUUCUUCCUCUGCUGGCUCCCGGAAAAUGUGUUUAUAAGUGUUCACCUUCUAAGAGGUGACACAGACGGUGGCACACUGCGGCAGGACUACCCCCUGACAGGUCACGCUGUCAGGCUGGCAGCCUUUUCUAACAGCUGCCUGAACCCACUCAUCUACAGCUUCUUCGGGGAGACCUUUCAAGAUAAACUGAAGCUUUUUCUCAAGCAGAAGAGCAGAUGGGCCUGGCUGCACAGUUCAGCCUCAGGUAAAUCCAUGUAUAUACCAGUUGCAAUCGCAUGUAGCCAUGCAACAUGUGAAAUACCAAGCCAGCCCACACAAUUAAGCUUUCACAUCCUUCCACAAACUGUUAUACCCUCAAAUAAAUGCCAACUGCAUACAGUAAGUCAUACAGUUAAUAACAGAUAGAUAACAGCAUGUUUUCAGUUCCUUUAAACACCUUGUUUUCAGGACAAGGAUUGACAUACAAGACUUGUUUAUUACCAGUACUAAUAAUGAGUUUUCUGUAUGGGGCAACAGACAUCAGCAGUCUGAGUUCACCUGAGGACUCACAGAAACCAACAACAUAAAAUGAUGUGCACAUUUUAAAACUAACAU
Micropterus salmoides (largemouth bass) is the source of this 2228-nucleotide messenger RNA. RefSeq names its product G-protein coupled estrogen receptor 1-like. Gene Ontology annotation, molecular function: nuclear estrogen receptor activity; G protein-coupled receptor activity. Lineage: Eukaryota; Metazoa; Chordata; Actinopteri; Centrarchiformes; Centrarchidae. The record is from RefSeq and is a predicted model, not a curated record. Gene Ontology annotation, biological process: G protein-coupled receptor signaling pathway; cellular response to estradiol stimulus. Bases 882 to 2039 code for a protein of 385 amino acids. Gene Ontology annotation, cellular component: membrane. The transcript has 2 exons.